ACGUCCCGCCGCUUUGGAGGAACGACGCACUGCUUCUGGCGUAACCGCCGCUGGGUCCCUCGCUGCAUGUAUACCGUCAUUGGUGUCGCUCGUAUUGUCUGAACAGCGCGUUAAAAAUAUCAUGGACGGCAGAGGCUACGGAUCUGGUUACUCCAGUUGGGGAGGUGGCGGGUCAGGCAGCAGAGGUUCUGGUGGCUUUGACCUGUAUGGGGGAGGUUAUAAGGACUCAAUGUCUGGGCUCGGGGGCUACGGAGGAGGAGGAGGAGGAGGCGGCCACAUGAAGAGAGGUCUCUCUGGAGCAUCCCUGCUCUCAUCCACAGGCACACAUGCGGAUGCAGUCAUUGCCAAAAUUAACCAGCGUCUGGACAUGCUCACUCAGUUGGAGGGGGGUCUGAAAGGGUCUCGGGGUGACAGGUUUGACCAGUACGAGUCAUUCGACUCGCGCACCUCCGCUCUCACCUCCUCCCGAGAUCUCUACAGAUCUGGCGGCGGUAGCUAUGGUUAUGGCGAUGGCCGUGGGGACAAUCUGCUGUUGGGUCAGCGAGGAGGCUCGGGCUUCGGAGGGGGAAUGGGGCUAGGGGGAGGAGGAGGCUUUGACAGCCCCUCCUCUUCCUAUGGAGUCGCUAAAAUGCGACAGAAUAUGAGGGAGUCCUUCACCAGUGGCCAGGGAGGAGGUUCUGGAGGAGGAGGAGGAUGGGCUGGAGCAGGCCGACGUUCCCCCAGAAGGGGUGGAAGUGCCGGGGGUCGAGGAGCUGGAGGAGGGUUUGGAAGCCGCAGGUCUGAUCCCACUCCAUUAGGCGGUGGGAGGGGAGGUGGUAGUGGUGGCCAGUCCCACCAUGGCCACUCUCCAGGAGGUGGUAGAGGCAAGCUCCCAUCCCUCCUGUCCAACCGCAUGUACCCUGAGAGUGGGGGCUUCCAUCAGGGUUCCACUCAAGGGCCUCACGACUUUCCUGGGAGGCAUUUUGGAGGGGGCCCACGGGCUGGCCGCCAGCGAGGCCGCAAGAGACCCCUCAACAAACAGGUGAAGCCACAGCGUGAUGUCCAGAAGAAGAGAAAGCAGACACUUACUGCUGCUGAUGAGCCAGAGUCGAAGAUAAACAAGACGGAGAGUGCAGCUUCAGAGGCUACCCAAGAGCAAGCUGAGAAAAAUGGUGAUGACAGUGAACCAAAGACUGCAGUUGAGGAGACAAAACCUGCUGAAGAUGGAGAUAAAGCUGCAGCCAAACAGGACGAGAAGAAAAAGCCACAGGGCAAGCAGACCCCAGCCCAAGGACAGGAUAAGCACCCAAAAAUGAGAAAGAGAAGGGGCUUCCUGGAGAGGGUGAUGUUUGCGUGCUCUGUUUGCAAGUUCCGUUCGUUCUACAAGGAGGAAAUGGAAACUCAUCUUGAAAGUCGCUUCCACAAGGACCACUUUAAAUUCCUUUCCAGCCAACUGUCCAAGCCCACAACAGACUUCCUACAGGAGUACUUACAGAACAAGUUUAAGAAGACGGAGCAGAGGGUCAGCCAGUUGGAAAACCAUAGUGCUGCAAUCUGCCAAGUGUACAAAGAGCAGGACCUCACUAGGGAGCUUGGUAUGGAGCAUUUCAUGAGGAAGGUGGAAGCUGCUCACUGUGCAGCAUGUGACCUCUUUAUUCCCAUGCAGCCCCACCUGAUACAGAAACAUAUCAAGUCUCCUGACCAUAACUACAACCGCAAGGGUAUGAUGGAGCAGUCCAAGAGGGCCAGUCUGUCCGUCGCUCGUAGCAUCCUUAACCACAAACUCAUUGGCAAGAAGCUGGAGAGUUACCUCAAGGGUGAAAACCCGUUCACUGGAAACCAGGAUGACCAGGAUCCAGAGGACUCCAUGGUGAUGGACGUGUCAGAGAUGGAGUUAACCAGUGAGACGGCAGAUGGUCAGACAGAGGCGGCACCAGUCAAAGAUGAGCCGGUGGCGGAGGGAGAGACAGGCCAGGAAGCGGUUGAGGGGGAAGCAGCAGCAGAAGAGGAAAAGAUGGAGGAGGAGCCAGGAACGGAGAAAGAGGAGGAGCAGGGGAACCAGGAAGAGGAGGAAGGUUUUGAAGUUGGAGAAGAGGAGGAGGAGGGAUACGUGGUGCACGACGAGAUCGGCGAAGAAGGAUUACAGGGGGACCUGGAAGAGGAGGAGGAGGAGGAUGAAGGAGUGGAGGCAGCAGAAGUUGAGGAGGAAGACAAGACUCAAGAAUGACUUAUGCACCCUGGGUGUGACUUCUCCACCUAAACGUCUGUCUGGACCAUUCAUUGACCCCCAAUCUCCCAAUCAACCCAAUUUCAUUGCCAGGCAUAUUGAGAAAUAUACAUUAACUGCUCCCACCACUUUUUACUAUCUAAUGACUCUGAGCUUAUAUAAUGUUAUUUUUUUGUUAAAGGAAUAGUUCCACAUUUUUGAAAAUACUCUUAUUCACUUUCUUGCCAAGGGUUAGACGGUAAGAUUAUUUACACUACGUAACUUUCUUAUGUAUGCCAACCAACUGUCUUUAGAGGUGUUGGUGGACUUAAUUUUGGACCUUGGGAGAGCAAGGUUAGUAGAUUUCUCCCAUUUCUCAUUUGAACACUAAUCUAAUCACCUUGCCACUCUAGCUCCAAACUUAACGCAGACCAAGUUGUAUCAUCUUCUCACUUAACUCUCGGGGAAAAAAGUGAAUAAGUGUAUUUCCAAGAAUGUCAAACUACUCCUCUUAAUGCUUUUUCUUGUGCCUUUUUGUUAAAAAUAUUCUUAAUUUAGAUUAAUUUGUUUAGGAUUUGUUAAGAAGUCAUGACUAUUGUAAAGUUGAGAUAUUACAUUCUUUUUUUUUUUUUUUUCUUAUCAGAGUUGACACAACACCAAACCAUUCUGUCUAUUGCCAGUAAUUGUGAUGAAUGGAUGAUUUUUCCCAACGUUUUGGUAAAAUAUAGAACAGGUUAGGCUUUUUCUUCCGCAUCUGUGGUGACUGACGUAAAUGACUGUGGACUGUCUGUAGAAUAAGUAAGAGUAAGUAUGGGAUAUUCAGAAUGGGUACCAGGCAUGUCAUCAACAGUUUUGUUUCACUCUGAGUAAGAAAUAAACUUGUUGAAUAAAUCA
Molecule: messenger RNA, 3079 nt
Organism: Xiphias gladius (swordfish)
Lineage: Eukaryota; Metazoa; Chordata; Actinopteri; Istiophoriformes; Xiphiidae
Gene: akap8l
Product: A kinase (PRKA) anchor protein 8-like
Exons: 13
Coding region: 122-2206 (694 amino acids)
Cellular component (GO): nucleus
Molecular function (GO): DNA binding
Source: RefSeq, a predicted model, not a curated record